Wyeomyia smithii (pitcher-plant mosquito) is the source of this 3349-nucleotide messenger RNA. RefSeq names its product ankyrin repeat domain-containing protein 27-like. Gene Ontology annotation, cellular component: plasma membrane; early endosome; transport vesicle. Gene Ontology annotation, biological process: early endosome to late endosome transport; neuron projection morphogenesis. The transcript is spliced from 4 exons. Gene Ontology annotation, molecular function: SNARE binding; guanyl-nucleotide exchange factor activity. Bases 495 to 3191 code for a protein of 898 amino acids. The record is from RefSeq and is a predicted model, not a curated record. NCBI's taxonomy places the organism in Eukaryota, Metazoa, Arthropoda, Insecta, Diptera, Culicidae.
GCAGAUUUGACUGCUAAACGUAGACCUUUGGAAAUCGUUCGUACAUUUCUUGUUAGUUGCAGUUAUAAGCAGAUUUGCGUUCAGAUUCUCCUUAUAUUUGUAGAGAUUUUUUCGAAAUGUGUUCAUAUUUUAACCAAAGGGAGUUAUUGUUUUUAUUUCAGUGGCAGAAAUUGUAAUCAAAUCAAAUCACUGUGUUUAUUUACCUAAUAUAAUCAUGUUCGCGAAAGUUUGCGAAUCAACGUUAUCAGCGUUAUUGCAUAUGUGCUGUUAGUGGACAAAACUGCAUAGGAAUAGUAUGCGACAAGGAACUAAUAUUGCGAGCGUAACUAUUUUUUAACACAUAAUGUGAAGAAACAAGCGAUUAAAUAGUGUGUGUAACAGUGCUUUGUGUACUUGGGUGAGUGGAGUUAAAAGUAUGAAUGGAGGAUGACUUACGAAAGUGCUAGAGAUUGGAGAUGUAACGACCCGACCUAAAAUCUCUGCUUACAUGAGAAAUGGAUAUUCAAUACGACGAAGAUCUCUCGAAAAACUUAUUCUAUCAAAAACUGCAAACCGACCAUCAAAUAUUUUUGGACACCGCGCCAGUCGAAGGAUGGAUUAUAUGUGUUCCUCGAAGUGGUGCUGUCAACGAUAAAUGCGUCACUGAGCAGGAGUUUUUGUUGGCCCACAUUCUUGUCCCAAAUGAAGAACUUCCGGAAACGCACUUCACCAAUCUCAACUGUGUUGAUAUCCGUCGAAAUGCACGUCAACUGAGCACCGGUACAUAUAAAGCGACAAUCCUUUUCGAGGAACUUUUCUAUACCAGAGAUGGUAUGAAAUAUAAAAUCUGGUGCAUCGAGAAUGCAUUAUGUGACACUCGACCCUACGGAAUAGUGCAGGGUAACGAUUCGAAUGAAUUAAUCACAAUUAAAAAGCUGCAGGACGCGGUUGAAUUCAUACGAUCGAUAGCUAAACCGCGGUUUGUGUUUUCUAAAAUCGACGCAGCUGUGCAGACCUUUAUCAAUAAACGUGCAAUUCUCACCAAUUCCAAUUUAAAAUGUUAUAAAGAAGAAGUUCAAAAAUUGUAUGUGCAAUGUUUGGAUAUUAUUUUCCAAAAUCGAAAACUAAAGGAUAGAUGCCAAAAAGACUCUCAUUUGAAGCAGAAUGUUCGAGUAGCCGUAGAAACAUAUAUGAUGGAUAAACUGUACGAACACACGAGAGAUGUAAUAAAUGUGUGUCAACAAGAACAAGUAGAAAGUUUUAACAAAACCAUUCGAAAUUUGUCGGACAUUCACAUAUCGGAGUUAAAUCUCAAGCGUAGCUAUGCCGAGUUAAUACCUGCCAUCAAAAAGGAGCUGCUCAGAAUAGAUGAGUGUCGAACUACCGUUGAUAAGAUCAGCUGUUUGAAGAAAGCUUUCGAGAUAAUCGCGCGCGAACAAGACGCCUCUACUGAAACGAAAAAUGUGAAAAUGUCCAAGACAACAGACGAUGUGAUUCCAGUGUUGAUUUUUGUUGUUAUCAAAACCGGUUUGAAUAAUUGGAUCAUGAAUCUUACCUUUCUCAAAGAGUUUCAAUUAAAUAGGACCUUGUCAGCUCCGCAAAAACAAGAUCAAUUCGGUCAGGAAAGCUAUCUAGUAACAACUCUAGAGGCGGUCAUUGUGUAUAUCAGUUGCUGUAGCAUUGAAAGAACACAGCGUUUGGGAAUAGAACUUAUAUCUGUAGAACAGCUACAGAUAAAACCUUUCGCCGAAAUGAAUUUCCUCAACGCAGACCAGUUUCUUAACCAUCUCUUCACUCUUAUGAAGAACAAGGAAGAGGAAGAAAUAUUGAAAAUAUUUGAAGAGUUUGAUACGACCAAGGCUGCUUCCGUGUUAAAGUAUAGAAAAUGUCACCCUCUAUGCAACUGUAGCAAAUGUGAGUCCUUACCCUACCAGCCUCACAUUGAUCAUCGCAAUCAACAUGGACUAGCUGCAAUCCAUCUCGCAGCUACCCUUGGCAGUCCAAAAUUGCUCACUCUCAUUCUAAAUCUAAAACCGAAUGUUGAUACAGUUGAUGCGAAGAAUUGGACUGCUCUGCACUACGCUGCAGCAAAUGGUCACCAGAAUCUGCUGUUACUACUGCUCCACGCCGGAAUCAAUAUCAACAGUACGAGCAACGAUCUCCACACAUCCCUCCAUCUAGCCUGCCUAAAUGGUCACGGUGGAUGCGUCAAAGCAUUGCUGUAUUUUGCCGAACAUAUGAAAAUUCAUGUCGACAUCGACGCUCAAACGCAACUCGGUCAGACAGCGUUACAUUACGCCGCCAAGUGGGGUUUUACAGACAUUGUUGAAACAUUGUUAGAACAUAAUGCACUAGUGAACAUUGCUAACAGGAUUGGGGCAACCCCAAUAAAGUAUGCUCACAAUGUGAAAAUUCUUAAAAUGUUGAAUGAAGCGUCUGUCGAGCAGCAAAAACGUCGCAAGACGUGCAGCGCUUGUCCCAUUGCUAACGAAGAAUUUAUUCUGAUAUCUGAUAACGAUCUGCUGGAUGAUGAAACGUUCAUUGAGUAUCGUAACAUUGAAGAAAUGGAACGAAUUGAUAAAGCAGUUGCUGCGAUCGCAGCUCAUGAUACCAAACUUGCAUGCUUCUACCUUGGUUUGGAUGUCUUCCCACCCGCUACACCAAAAAUUAAUCCAUCAUCACCGAAGCACUACAUAUUGGAGAAAGUGUGCCACCCCCUUUGUACCUGUCAAAGAUGUCUCAAUGAAUCAGUUGAUUUCAGCUCUUUGAUCAAAAAACCGUUUGCUUCCAAAACCUCCAGUAGAGUCAAUCUCAACGCAACCAACGGAGAAGGCUACACCGUUUUACACAUUGCGGCAGUGCAUGGAAAUCUUGACAUGAUCAAUAUUCUUUUAGAUUUCCGCGCCAGUGUUACCGUAAGGACCAAGUUCGGGGCAACUGCUCUCCAUCUAGCUUGUCGGGAACGCCGUGUAACGGUUGUGAAACUUUUGCUGAGCCGUCGAUGCCGCGAGGAACUUGUUGAUCUGAAGGACUGUCGAGGCGAAACUCCUCUUCACUACGCAGUUGAACAAAAUCAGGUGCGCAUCGUGGAGCUGUUACAGCGUGCCAAAGCAGACAAAAGUCUGCGCAAUCUAGCCGGUAAACGACCGAUCGACAUCGCUCGUGAUAGGCUGUUUUUUAACGCUGUGAAUGUACUGGAGAGAAAAUGGUAAAACAUAUGCAUUACUGUCUCCUCUAAACUCACAUAUCUGUAGUACCACCAGUCGUCCCGAUAGACUUUAAACAAUAAUAUGUUAAUACUACUUCCAAUUAUAAAUAUAUAUAAAUAUAAUAAAGUGUACAACAAAUCUUUCUGUUGCAAUGAUUACAA